This is a messenger RNA of Lingula anatina, 656 nucleotides long. Its product is annotated as adenylate cyclase type 2-like. Gene Ontology annotation, molecular function: adenylate cyclase activity. NCBI's taxonomy places the organism in Eukaryota, Metazoa, Brachiopoda, Lingulata, Lingulida, Lingulidae. The record is from RefSeq and is a predicted model, not a curated record. Gene Ontology annotation, cellular component: plasma membrane. Gene Ontology annotation, biological process: adenylate cyclase-inhibiting G protein-coupled receptor signaling pathway; adenylate cyclase-activating G protein-coupled receptor signaling pathway; cAMP biosynthetic process.
UUGGCUGUAAAAACACUGUUGGAGAAAGUAUCAUUUUGGACAAAUUCAAGAGCAUGGACAUCGAGAGCCUUUAUCAGCGCUACUGUGUCCGCCUCAAACACUGCCUGUUUAUCAGUCUACUUGUGGUUGUCAUGGCAUUCUGCACUUCUCUUGUCAUCAUUGAUUUUGCUUCCCCGCAUGCCAACCACCCCAACUCCACAGUCCAGCUUGCAGUCACCUUCAGUGGCACUAUCCUAGUCCUCAUCAUGUUGGUUCUCAUCUGCUUCGAAAGAAUAUUCCAGAAGUUCACAGUCCCAGUGACGUUAUUUGUGUGGCUGAUUCUCCUGACAGGCACAUAUGUUUAUGUCGGGUUCAGUGAUGCCAGGAAUUGUAUGGACGAUGUACCUGUGAUAUAUUACAUAAUAAUUGUGACUUAUACAAUGUUGCCGCUGUCACAGCGGUGGGCCAUCUGCCUUGGGACAGCUACAGGUUUGUCACAGAUAUGCAUAGCCUGGGGUUUUGCUCAGAGAUUCAGAGACUAUUUGGAGUACCAGGCUUUGUUGAAAGAAUUAUUUCUGAGUUUUAUGCAAGUGUCAUUUCCGUUCUUUGGCAUUAUAAUUUUUUGUUAUCUUCAAACCAGGACAGCAAGAGAGUGGAAAAAUUCAAAGUGUACAUAG